AUGCCACCCAAGCCACGCCCAGUCCGCAAGCCCUCCACAAGUUCUGGCAAUCCCGCUACCGCACCAGGAGCUGUCAAAGAUGCGAGUGCAGCAAGCGCCUCGAUGCCGCCACCGCCUGACCCAGGUCCGCCGCUCGGGAUACUGGUACCAGAGAUUACUGCACUUUCGUCAUGUCUCCAGACGGCCGUGAUCAAGACGGGGCAAAUUUACGGUUUCUAUACGGACGUGAAGAGACUCGGCAUCCAGCAGUAUGCACCCAAACCUCCGCGUUCACUUACAUCGGCGUUGGGGAGGGAGAUAGUCAAGUACGACCAGCUCUGCGACGCCAUGGAAUCCCACCUACUCCGCGCUAUAACCGUCCUUCAACGCGACCUCGCGCGCGAAGAGCAGCGAAUCAAGGCGGAAGAAGAAGCGGCUGCCGCCGCAAUCCCUAAACCACCCUCCCCGAGCCCUAUGCCGGCUCCCACCCCGGCCGGCUCCCCCACUCAGACCCAGAUCGAACCCCUGCCCGACGGCAAUCUACGCCCACGUCUGUCUGGCGUUGGCGUCAACGUCGCACGACGCCAGUCAACUAUCUCACUUUCUUCCUUGUCUCGCCCCACGGCCCCGCAUAAGCUCGACCUUUCCGCGUCCGCUCUGCGCAUCCUCCCAGACGAGAUGAUCCCAAGCGGACUCUCCUCUCCGGUCACGCUCGCCCCUAGAUCUGCUCGUGCCCCAUCUCUCCCGCCAGAGCUCGUCAUGCUAGGCGACCCCACGGGCCGAUCCGUGGAUAUCGACCUGACGCUAGACAACGACAUGGACAUGACGGGACCCAGCGCCUCCGGCUCACACAUACGGAGCAUGCUGCACGUCGAUCCUACGGCUGGUAGCUCCGCGGACAAGCCCAUCGAGCUUGACUUGGACAUGGAUAUGGACGUGCAAUUCUUUGCGGACGACCCUGACGCCGGAGCGGAGGGCGCGAAUGCGAGCAUGUUCGGGCCUGCGCCCAUAUCUGGCUCCGACCAGCACGCGCAUAUAAUCAAGCCGAAGCAGGAGGAGCAGCUUGAUCUGGACUUGCUUGGAUCUUUCCAGUCUGUCCAGUCUACCGGGGACGACAUGUUCGCGCCUUUCGGGAAUUCUACGCCCGGUGGCAUACCUACGUCUUCAGCAGCUUCGACAUCUGGUGCGCAGAAAGCACCACUUGGGGCGCCUUCUCCAGGGACAAUCUUGGCUGAUUUGACGGGGACGUCACGAGCGGGGGAUGGGUCGGGGGUAUCUACGUCCGGGCAGGAAGGCUCAUUUGAUUUCGAUAUGUCAACAUUCGACUCCAACUUCCUCGCCGGACAGGGUGGAGGAGACAUAGACAUGUCGGGCAUGGACGACAUUUUCAACCUGGGAGUCAAUCCUGCUGAUUCUAGCACAGACGGGGGAGCCCCCGGCGGUAGCGGAACAUCUUAG
Dichomitus squalens LYAD-421 SS1 is the source of this 1437-nucleotide messenger RNA. RefSeq lists its product as uncharacterized. The record is from RefSeq and is a predicted model, not a curated record. Bases 1 to 1437 code for a protein of 478 amino acids. The transcript is spliced from 4 exons. Lineage: Eukaryota; Fungi; Basidiomycota; Agaricomycetes; Polyporales; Polyporaceae.